UUGAAUGAAGACGACGUUCCGUCACGAUAUACUGUGAGUAGUACAGCGCUGUCCGAUGUAUACGAGUGCAUUCUGAACAACGUAAAAGAAAGAAUCCACAUGGACGCGCCUCGACACUGUGAUUUUGAACUGAAGUCAUUGAUUCUGGGUACUCACACUGUGACUGGAAAAAAACAGGAAAAAGAUCCAGGGCGUAAAGAAAUAAUUUGGACUGGAUGCGAAAAAUAUCUACGCUGUAACGGAUGCUGGCAGCAACGUGAAACGGGAAGUUUCGUUGGGAAACAAGGAGCACCAUUUACUGUGCGCUACCGGUUACCAGAGGUGGAGUUAGAAGCAGAAAAGGUGCAGAAAGAAUUUUUGGAUAGUGUUGAACGAGUAGUAGAAAAACUAGAAAUUGAUGAGAGUAACCCCAUUUUACAGAGCAAUUCCCAGAUAGCUACAGAAGCAAGCACCGAAGGGUUUGUAGAAGACAUGUCACUUAUGACAGCUGAUAAUUUUAGAAAUAUUCCGUCAAUUAAGACUGCUACGCUCACACGUUGGCACAGCAUUUUAGAGAUGCUGGAGAGUUUAAUUCAUGUUUGCAACCGUGAUCCAAUAAACACAUGUUAA
Molecule: messenger RNA, 609 nt
Organism: Parnassius apollo (apollo)
Lineage: Eukaryota; Metazoa; Arthropoda; Insecta; Lepidoptera; Papilionidae
Source: the annotation of a GenBank genome assembly